Messenger RNA from Paramuricea clavata, 2196 nucleotides. NCBI's taxonomy places the organism in Eukaryota, Metazoa, Cnidaria, Anthozoa, Malacalcyonacea, Plexauridae. The record is from the annotation of a GenBank genome assembly.
AUGGAUGAAGUGAAAAUAAUGCUUGAAAGAAACCAAUUUGAUAUACUAGCUGUCUGCGAGAUGCAUCUUAGCAAGAAAAUAGGUAACAGACAACUACAAGUUGAUGGAUAUCGAACCAUUCAACGAGAUUGUCCCGAUGGCAGAAGGGGGGGUGGAAUGGUGGUCUUUGUAUUGAAAACUCUGACUGCAGUACACUUGAAACAUUUGGAUCAUGAGAAGAUAGAAGCUAUAUGGCUAAGAAUAGUAACCAAAUCAAGCUCGGUGACAAUAGGUUCAUUCUAUAGAUCCCCGGACAAUAUGGCUUUCUUCGAAGAUAUAGUAAUACCUUUAGAAAAAGCUUGGUACAAAUACAAGAACUUAGUUUUGGUGGGGGAUUUCAACGUCAAUUUCAGCAAAACAGCACACGGACAUGAGCUAAGACUACAAGAAAAACUUAUGUCUGCGCUUGUUCAAUUUGACUGUUCCGUCAUAAACAAAGAUUUCACAAGGGUAACGCCUACCACAGAAACAAUGAUCGACUUGAUAAUCACAAACAAAGCCGAUUUGGUGGAAAAUAUUAAAACAGCAGACACUGGAAUAUCCGAUCACAAUCUAGUAUCCUUCUCUAUGGAUUUUAACCCAAGAAAGGUGCCUCCCAGGAUAGUAACUAUAAGAAACUGCAAGAAAAUGGAGAUAGAAAAAUUCAAGUUGGAUCUACAAAAUGCUCCAUGGUGUACUUGUGAAAUGUUCGACGAUAUCGAAGACAAGUGUUCAGUAUGGACAGAUAUAUUCAAAGAUAUAUGUGAAGAACAUGCGCCAAAAAGAAAAGUUAAGCUUCGACGACAAACAUUGCCAUGGAUGAGACACAAAAUGAACAGGAGAUACAAGGCUUUGCAGAAAGCAAAGAAAGAAAGAAACAACGAAGGACUGUGGAAAGAAUACCGGAAGUUGAGGAAUGAGGUGACAGCAGAAUUAAGGAGAGCUAAAUCAACCUACUUUGCGGAGCUUGCAAAUUGUCAAAAAAUAAACACACGGAAGUAUUGGAAAAUUCUAAAUCAAGCCAGUGGGAAGGAAUCAAACAUGAAGACCAUUCGUGCGAUUAAGUCAGAUACUGGCGCAUUGGUCACAAAUGAUAGAGAGAUAGCAAAUAUAUUGAAUAAGCAUUUCGCAACUACAGGAGAAAAGUUAGCAGGUCUCUUAAACAGCCACUACGUGCCAACAGUAGAGCUCAUUGAUCGAAUAUCCCCAACCGUUAUGGAAAUUGAAAUACAGGAAGAGAAUGUAAAAGAGAACUUGUUAAGGCUCAAUACACAUAAAGCGACUGGCCCAGAUGACUUGCCACCGAUUUUGCUGAGAGCAGCUGCCGAAGAAAUUGCACCAUCAUUGACAGAUAUUUUCCAAACAAGUGCAAGGACUGCUACUCUACCCAGUUUGUGGAAGGUGGCAAGAAUAGCAGCAGCACAUAAAAAAGAUGAUGAGACAGACAGAGAUAAUUAUAGACCAUUAUCCAUGCUGUGCACUCCAAGCAAAUUAAUGGAGAAGGAAGUACACAAAACCUUAGUUAACCAUAUUGAUAUCAAUCCUGGUUUACUAAAUCCAAAUCAGUGGGCAUACAGGAAAAAUAGUUCAACGGAAGCACCGUUGUUACAUAGGACAGAGAUAUGGAGGAAAGCAGUCGACAGCAAUAGAGUGGUGGGAGUUGUCUUCAUCGACUUUAAGAAGGCUUUUGACUCUGUCCCUCAUCACCAACUACUGCUAAAGUUACAGCGGGCAGGCAUCUCUGGAAAUUUGUUGUUGUGGAUCCGAAACUACCUCUGUAACCGACGCCAAUUCACUAAAAUAGGACUGUGCGAUUCUGAAAGAGAGGGUGUUGACUACGGGGUGCCACAAGGAUCAGUCCUGGGGCUCCUAUUAUUCGCACUCUUUUGCGAUGAUCUUCCGGACUGUGCACGGCACGAUGAUGAAGAAUUAGAAAUGUACGUUGAUGAUACGACCUUGACUAGUAUAGGCGAAACAGUUGACCAAGUAAUCCUCAAACUAAAUGAGACAUUAGGCCUUGUGAGUAAAUGGUGUUACAAAAACGGAAUGACGGUCCAUCCAGCCAAAGCAGAAGCCAUGCUCAUUAAACGCGGAACGUUCCCACCAGUACAGUUAAAUGGCAGUUUAGUGAAGUGGGUAAGGAAGUCAAAAUCUCUAGGAGUGACUUUGGACAAUUAG